GUCUCCCUCACCAACUUGGUCAAAUCUUUCCCUUCUCUCCUUUCCCUCCCUCUCUUUCCCUUCUUUUCCAUCCCUACAUAUAAAAACCCCUCUCCCAUCCAUCUCACUCUCGCCCAAGGUACAGAACACAACACAACCCGUUGUCUUAAACUUAUAAUCCUCUGAGCCUACUGCUGAUUUUUCUCUCAUGGGACGCUCACCUUGCUGUGAGAAAGCUCACACCAACAAAGGAGCUUGGACUAAGGAGGAAGACGAGCGCCUUAUUGACUACAUCCGCGUCCAUGGUGAAGGCUGUUGGCGUUCCCUCCCUAAAGCUGCUGGAUUGCUUAGAUGUGGCAAGAGUUGCAGACUUCGAUGGAUAAACUAUCUUAGGCCUGAUCUUAAAAGAGGGAACUUUACUGAUGAAGAAGAUGAGCUUAUUAUUAAGCUUCAUAGUUUGCUAGGCAACAAAUGGUCUGUAAUAGCUGGAAGAUUACCAGGAAGAACAGAUAAUGAGAUCAAGAACUACUGGAACACCCAUGUCAAGCGCAAGCUAAUUAGCCGAGGCAUUGAUCCACAAACUCACCGUCCGCUCAACGAAAAAACCACCACCGCCACCGCCACCACCACCACCACCACCGGCGCCGCUAAGCCCACCGCCAAUAGAGUCACGCAGUUAAACUUCGAAAACGCAUCUCCUCAAUCAAUUUCCGAAAUCAAACUUUUGAAAAGCAAUAUCGAUUUCAAAUACUCCAAAAAUUUCAACUCCAGUUUCUACCCUAGAAAACCAGAGUCCGUAGAAGAAACUAACUGUAGCAGCAGCGGCAUGACCACCGACGAAGAACAAAACCACCACCACCACCACCACCAAGAAGAAAGAAAAAGCAGCCAUGAAAAUCAAGAAAUUAAUUUGGAGUUAACCAUAGGGCUAGCUCCAAUUCGGAGUGAGUUGACUCCGACAUCGUCUUCCAACUCAGCCGACGCCGAGUCGAAGUUACAACAGCAAGCUUCAUACCAGAUUCUUGAAAAAGUGGUAACUCGGGGGGUUUGUACUUGUUGCCAAUUGGGUUCACAGAGAAGUGAAUUGUGUAGCAAUUGCCAGAAUUCAAAUGUGUUCUAUAGAUAUUACUGAAGAUUAACAGCUAAAAAUUUCAAAUUUUUUUGUUUUAUUUGUUGGGAGUUGUGGUUAGAUUGGAGCAAUUGAAUGCUGGACACCAACUUUCACCUGCCAGUUUCAGUGUAAUCAAAGGGGAAAUUAAUUAAAGAUCGGUAAUGAUGUGAUGACAAGUUAGAUGAAUUCAAAGUUACCCUCUGCAGAAAGGAUUAAAUUC
Hevea brasiliensis (rubber tree) is the source of this 1310-nucleotide messenger RNA. RefSeq names its product transcription repressor MYB6. Bases 188 to 1111 code for a protein of 307 amino acids. NCBI's taxonomy places the organism in Eukaryota, Viridiplantae, Streptophyta, Magnoliopsida, Malpighiales, Euphorbiaceae. The transcript has 3 exons. The record is from RefSeq and is a predicted model, not a curated record.